Exophiala xenobiotica is the source of this 2306-nucleotide messenger RNA. RefSeq lists its product as uncharacterized. NCBI's taxonomy places the organism in Eukaryota, Fungi, Ascomycota, Eurotiomycetes, Chaetothyriales, Herpotrichiellaceae. The coding region runs from base 451 to 2073 and encodes 540 amino acids. The record is from RefSeq and is a predicted model, not a curated record. The transcript has a single exon.
UGUCACCAUGAGGCCAUUUCCAUUCAUCCAGCGCAUAGACUCCUGUCACUCACGUCUCGUGCCCAACAGCAUCACUUAUCUCUUUCAGCUUGCUUCUUUCUCCCUGGUGGUCGCAUCAAUCAUUCCUUCAAGCGUUCUCAUCGAUCCCCACGGAGUACCCCUACAAUAAUUAGACUUUGGACUCCAUCAUCCCCACCAGACCUUGUGACUAUCCUUCAAGCCUACCAUACUUGACUGCCUUGCGUUGCCAACAUCGGAGCAAGACCUCCACCUCUGGGUAAUCUCAGGACUUUGGCUGUACGCGACAGGAGACAAUAAAGAGAGUUGAGCAGACAAAGAACCCCCUGUCACACUGCUGCCGUCCUCCAUCCUCUGCGCCUGCGAGAUAUCACAACUCUAUCUCGUGCUCCCCGUAGCACCACCCGCCCGUCCAUCUGCGGGUUGGGGAUUAUGGCGUUCCAACAAUCCGCCGCUCCUCGUCCCAUUGUCGUCAAUACAACCCAGUCGCACGAAUCGUCAUCCUACCAUGCACAACCACGAGCGACAGUAGAAGAUUCGCAAGAAUGGAUCCUCUUCACUCCCUCCAAUGCCGACUCCACCAUAACUCGAACACAUACAACGCAGACAGCCGGUCUUUCAAGGACCAGCGAUGUAUCACUAAACACAGCAGGAAGAUUGGAGUCAUCUGUGUUUGACGAAGAAGUUACCGAAGAUGGCGAGCUCGACAGCCUUGACGACGGACUACACGCGUUCAGAGAACCCCCCCUAUAUCCCACCGUCUCUCAGCAGACACAAGGUGCAGUUCUGCCGACUCAUGAUGGACUGGGGACCUUUCCUGCUUCAAGCCCACCCGUUUUGGAACAGUUAUGGCAGCAUGAAGCAUAUAAUCCAAAGAGGAAGCACGAUGGCCAGCAUCGACGACCUUCUAGUGUACAGAGGAGACUUGACACAAUUGAUGAGGUUGAACUACAAGCAAGCGAAGAGAAGAGAAUGCGGAUCGAAAGAUGGCGCAUGGAACAAAGCGAAGCAUUGAUGGAGGAGGUCGAACGAGAGACCCGGAGACGGCUGCGAAGAGGUUCGCGUCAAUCGAGUUAUCAAGAGACCCUAGCCUCAAUCAAUGAAGACGUGCUUGGGUCAACACCAAAGCAAAGCGACUACCUUUCCAAGCCUGAAGAGGAUGUGGAAGAGCCAGAGCCGUUCUGGAGACGCAUUACCAGGAAGUUCAUCCGCGAUGUCAUCGGCAUUGACGAGCCACUCCUCUCAGUCAUUUUCGGAGAGUCUCUCCCUGAAGAAGUCGAUAACAUGCCAUCUUCAAGUGGCACCCUGCCGACCAUCCCUGAACAGAUGCCAUAUGUCCCGAGCGCAGACGACUACACCUGGAGAGACAGACUAUUACACCGGAUCGCACGGGAGCUUGGGGUAUUCGUGCAUCAGAUAUCGCCACAUCCCGGGGCCUUUACUACCUAUUCCCGCAGCCCUGAUUAUGCUGGUAUGCCAGUAACCAUGCCUCAGCCGAGAACUCGAGAAUCGGCCGUCUCGCCCACUCCCGUGGCUCAGAUCAAGUCCACAUUAACGUCGACUUUGAGUCCGAAUUUUCCACCGACCUUACAAGAUCCUGCUCAUGCUGAGAGUUGGGGUUUCGAAGAAGAUCCUGCCUCCACCUCUUCAGCACUGGACUCGUCCAUGAGUCUUCGGCGCGAACGAGAGUACUGGGAGCGAGAACUGGACCUGAAGAUGGUUUUCAGAUAUCUGAGGGACAAAUUUGUCACUCGGCCAGCUGCCCAAUUACCACAAGCUUCUCAACAAGGAGUGGACGACGCUGCGACACGUGCUGCCAUCAUACGCCAACAUCACCCUCUUGUCGCCCGAGCUCAUCGAUCUCCUGUGCGGCAACGACGGGAAUCACGAGUAAGUGUUCGACGGCCAGGCAGCAGCUGCGCGAGCGAAAGUGUCCGAAGUAGCAGGAGAGCUUCUGUGGUCAGAAGCGGCUCUAGCCGGAACUAUUGGGAUCUCGGGGGCAGCGUGGGCAGCGGAAGUAUUCUGGCGAGUGGUGGCGCCUGGGGGGAGGUUUAAACAUUUCUAUUGCAUUGACUGGGUUAUAAGCAUGGGGCUUCUACGGCGUUUUGUGCCACCAUCCUGGCAGGGAUAUGGCUUGUAUGAAUAUGUGCUGACGACUUGCAUUGGGUUUCUACUAUGGGUUUAUGACGAUAACUAGACAUGAUGGAUCAGAAGGGCGGCAUAGAGUCUGGGACUCGUAUAUGAACAAUGGAUCAUCUGCUCUGCAUGAUAACAACAGUUGGCCACUG